Messenger RNA from Zasmidium cellare ATCC 36951, 1731 nucleotides. RefSeq lists its product as uncharacterized. Gene Ontology annotation, molecular function: transmembrane transporter activity. Gene Ontology annotation, biological process: transmembrane transport. Bases 1 to 1731 code for a protein of 576 amino acids. The transcript has 4 exons. NCBI's taxonomy places the organism in Eukaryota, Fungi, Ascomycota, Dothideomycetes, Mycosphaerellales, Mycosphaerellaceae. The record is from RefSeq and is a predicted model, not a curated record.
AUGAAGUUCUUCCGCAAGCGAGAAGAUGUCCAAACAUCAACACACAGUCUCCCCUCAUCACGCAACGGCAGCGAAGGCGACAUGGAGAAGAAGGACGGCCCAACCGAGUCGACUACACCCGUUGUAGCAUCCGUCGCCCCUUCGGACCAAGCAAGCGAUCAUGACGGCCUCGAUGCGACCCAACAGCAAGAAGAAGAAAUCGAAUACCCCAAGGCCAUGAAGCUCGCCCUCAUCAUGAUCGCGCUGUGUCUUUCGGUUUUCCUCAUGGCGCUCGACAACACCAUCAUCUCCACCGCCAUCCCCAAAAUCACGGAUCAGUUCCACUCGAUCAACGACGUCGGUUGGUAUGCCAGUUCAUAUUUGUUGACGACUUGCGCGUUCCAGCUCUUCUUCGGCAAGCUGUACACUUUCUACAGCAUCAAGUGGGUGUACUUGACCGCUAUUGGCGUUUUUGAAAUUGGUUCUGCGGUCUGUGGUGCGGCGCCGAACUCGACUGCUUUGAUUAUUGGACGUGCGGUGGCUGGACUUGGCUCUGCUGGUAUUUUCGCCGGAGCUAUACUGAUCCUGUCGACUGUCGCGCCUCUUGAGAAGCGUGCACUCUACAUGGGUGUUGUUGGAGGGAUGUAUGGUAUUGCCUCUGUUGUCGGUCCUUUGAUGGGUGGUGCUUUCACAGACCACCUUUCAUGGAGAUGGUGCUUCUACAUCAACUUGCCUAUCGGCGCUGUGACGGUGCUCUUCAUCAUCAUCUUCUACCACCCUAAAGCCAGCGCCAAGAGCCUCGGAGCCACCUGGAAGGAAAAGUUUGAGCAAUUUGAUGUGUUCGGUACCAUCAUCUUCUUGCCAAUGAUCGUCUGCCUCUUGCUGGCGCUACAAUGGGGAGGAAGCAAGUACGAAUGGAGCAAUGGCCGCAUCAUCGCCCUCUUUGUCGUCUUCGCCGUCCUUCUCGUCGCCUUCAUCGCGAUCCAAUUCUGGAAGAAAGACAACGCCACCGUUCCACCCCGAAUCAUCAAGCAACGCUCCGUCGCUGCAGCCGCAUGGUUCGGAGCAACCCUCGGUGCCGCCUUUUUCACAUUCGUCUACUAUCUGCCCAUCUGGUUCCAGGCCAUCAAAGGCGCAAGCGCUGUCAGGUCUGGAAUCAUGAACAUCCCCUUAAUCCUCGGCCUCGUCAUCGUUUCCAUGAUCGCCGGUGGUGCUGUCACGGCGCUAGGAUACUACACACCAUUCGUCAUUGCCUCCAGCGUCCUACUGUCUAUUGGCGCCGGCCUGCUCACGACGUUCGAACCCACCACCGGAUCCCCCGAAUGGAUUGGCUACCAAGCCCUCUUCGGUAUCGGCGUCGGAUUGGGAAUGCAACAAACCAUCAUCGCCAUCCAGGCCGUCCUUCCUACAGCGGACGUCCCUAUCGGCACAGCCAUUAUCAUGUUCGCCCAAACUCUCGGCGGCGCGCUGUUCGUCUCUGUCGCCCAGAACGUGUUCACGAACAGUCUUCUCAAGAACCUCAAAUCCCUCGUACCCGAUCUCGACCCUGCGAAGGUUCUUGCAGCGGGAGCCACGACACUGCAGCAGGCUAUUCCGCCGCAGUAUCUUACAGGCGUGAGGGAGGCCUACAAUGGGGCAAUCACAGAUACGUUCUAUGUGGGUGUUGCAUUGGGAGCUGCAUCAAUCGUGGGUGCGGUGUGUUUCGAGUGGAAGAGCAUCAAGGGGAAGAAGAUUGAGAUGGUUGCUGCAUAA